GGAAAGAGCAGGUGGGAAGGAUAAGAGCAACAUGAAUGUCAAACCACCAGUAUGGGGAGAAGGAUUUAAGGCAAAAAGUGGACAACCAUGGUCCAACACUGGAAUUAAAAACACUGCAGAUAACAAAGGCAAACAGCCUUGGUACACUCCUGCAGGGGUAAGGGUGACUGAAAUCAACCCCUCAGGUAUCAAGCGGGUAGGGCCACAACUUUCUCAAGAGGAAUAUCAAGACAGGAGUAGGAGGGGACUCUGUUUCAAGUGCGGGGAAAAGUGGAGUAAGGAACACACCUGCAAACUGAAAAAUUACAAACUGAUAUUAGUAGAAGAUUCUGAUGAAGAGGUGGAGUCAGAAUCAACUGAACCUGAACUAGCUGAGGAAGAGGAGAUCAAUAUGGAGUCAAAAACCAUGCAGCUCUCUGUGAUGAGCAGGGAAGGGAUACCUUCCAUGAAAGCUUUUAAGGUGAGAGGCAGUCUGAAAUGGAGCCAAGGGGAAUUUUCAGUAGAAGCAUUGAUUGAUAGCGGGGCCACUCACAACUUCAUAUCUCAAGAACUGGUGGAAAA
This is a messenger RNA of Cuscuta europaea, 561 nucleotides long. Lineage: Eukaryota; Viridiplantae; Streptophyta; Magnoliopsida; Solanales; Convolvulaceae. The record is from the annotation of a GenBank genome assembly.